ACGAUGGUACUCUUUCCUGGACCUCGUCCUCCUUUUUGGGUAGAGUAGGCGGUUUUCCUUCCUGGCGAGCGGUUGAUGGAUGCACGCUCUGCCCGUUUUUCGCAAAAAGAAAAUUUGGGGGGGCAGGAAGUGCGUUCGGCGGAGGUGGGAGGGGAGAACGAGGGAUGGAUGCGUGAUGGAUGGAUGUAUGCAGCGAAAUGCGUCCGUGAUGGAUUCCCUGGGGUUUUGUCUGUUUUGUUUUUCCGGGUACAUGGAAGAUGGAAGAUGGAAGACGGGAGACGGGAGACGGGAGACGGGAGACGGGAGACGGGAGACGGGAGAAGCGCUACCACACAGUCCAGCAAGGCGGAUCCUCGUACCGAUUCGGGUCCGAUGAUAGGGGCAGAGGGGUGCCGCACCAUAUGAAUGGCGUUUUUGCCGUCGAGGAUGAUGAUGUCGUCGCUGCAUUUGCUGCUGUUGUUGUCGCUGCAUUUGCGGAGGCUACGUCUUUCCUACUUGCGCCGAAGAUGAAGUCCAGGAAUGGUGUGGCGAGGGAGGAGAGGAAUGAUGAGAGCGACGUGGGUACCAGCGACGACAGGUGCUCGACAUUGAACUGUGCGAGCAGAAUUAAGACUAUAACGAUGACGAUGACGAAGGCGGUCAUGAGAGCAGUAUGGCUACUGAAGACUGAUGGGGCCUUGGGGAGCCGUGGGGAGGAUCCUGGGGUUGUGUCGAGCUCGGAUGGGUGGUGUUUUGGAGAUGGUGCUGGGGAUGGUGUGAGGGUUUGGGGGGUGGGUGGUUGUCGUUCCAAUGUCGACAAGUCAAUGUAUGAAUUUGAAUUCCUUCCCGGAGAAAUAGUAACGUGUUCUCUUGAAUUCUCAAAGUUCAGGAUGGCGGCAGGAUGCAGGAGCAAGAUUGAGAGAAGAGACGUUACCGUUUUAGCGAGGUUGAUUCCGUCAACGAUGCAUGUGUCAGCUUUGGGGUGUGUAUGCGGGGCACUACCGGAGUUGUAUACCCUAUACGGCAUGCAGAUAUGGAUAAGAGGAAGCUUAUUACGUCGGGUUGGAAGGGGUUUGAGGUGCCCCACGCUAGCUUUCAGAGAGGCUGGAGUAAGGGUACUGGGACCUGCAAGGCGGAAAGGCGAGUUGGUCGGGGCGACGGGGCGUAAAUGGGAAUCUGGUUACUUCGAGUGUUUCCUGAUUUGGUGGAUGCUCGUGGGGAUUCUUUCGAAUCUUGGCCUUUUUCGGGUGGUAGGACUCUGAUGGAAGUACAUUUAUCGGGCUGGAUAUAUGCACCUCUAGAAGGUAUUAUAGUAGGUCAAGGUCUGGCUGUAUUGAUGAGGGAUGCAACUGAUUCAGACUACUGGGAAUGUACAUCACUUUACCUUGCAAGCAUUGAGUUUAGAUUUCUUCAGUGCUAGAUCU
Molecule: messenger RNA, 1403 nt
Organism: Westerdykella ornata
Lineage: Eukaryota; Fungi; Ascomycota; Dothideomycetes; Pleosporales; Sporormiaceae
Exons: 2
Coding region: 258-1241 (327 amino acids)
Source: RefSeq, a predicted model, not a curated record